This is a messenger RNA of Sycon ciliatum, 1562 nucleotides long. RefSeq names its product arginine and glutamate-rich protein 1-like. Lineage: Eukaryota; Metazoa; Porifera; Calcarea; Leucosolenida; Sycettidae. Bases 148 to 915 code for a protein of 255 amino acids. Gene Ontology annotation, cellular component: mitochondrion; nucleoplasm. The record is from RefSeq and is a predicted model, not a curated record. The transcript has 4 exons. Gene Ontology annotation, molecular function: cadherin binding.
UUGAGUCUGUUGAGUGUUGCUUUGCUUUAGAAUUUAUUAGAAUCACUGUAGGUUGCCUUUUGGACGUGGGUUUUGAUUCUCAUUUCAGCGUUCACUCGAAAGUCCUUUACGCUUUCACAUAGUACUAAAACCUUGUAGCUAGUGGCAAUGUGGCAUUCUUCCCGCUCUCGCUCUCGGAGCAAGUCUUCUUCCCCUGCUCGCAGCUCGAGAGGUAAACACCGACAUGACAGAAAGGACAAAGACAGAGAUCGUGACCGACGACGCAGACAUCACUCGCGCUCCCGUAGUAAAAGUCGGUCUCCUCGUAGAAAGAGCCGUUUUGCUGCUAUCAGCCCAUCUCCUGAGCGUGUGGAUCGAUUUGGAAGGAGUGUAACCAGCCGGGAACGUCCCAGAAAGGACGAGAGGGAACGCGAUGGUCGGACUGAGGAUGACCGAAUGCGUAGAAUACGAACAGCUACUGAAACGAAACUCGCCGAUGAGGAGACAAAGCGAAAAAUCGAGACUAUGGUCACUCAGCGGGUAGCGGAGCAGGUCGAGGCAUGUCGCCGUGAGAUGGAGAAGGAAGUUCAGCUACGGGUUGAGGAAGCUCAGCGUGAAAUGGACAGCACACUUAACGAAGACAUGGAGAAGAGAAUGAAGGUUCGAACGGAGGAGUACGAGGCAAAGGAGUGCCUACUGCGACAAGAACGCGAUACGUACUUGACCAAGAGCACCGACCUGCAGAAGGAGGUGGACGAACUGCAGCAGUCCAUGGCAGACGAACGACUUCGAAUGCUCGAGGAGAAGCGUCGGUUAGAAGAGCGCAUAAAUAAGCUCAAACAGGACCAUCAGCAGGCGCAGAAAGCCAUGCAAAAUACGAUACUAAAUAAGGCCGGUGGUGCACGGAAGCCAUUCUCGAUGUCAUUGAAAAGGUAGUAUAAUCUUUAGAUUUUUACCCCUCCUCCCCCCCCCCCCUCCCUUUAUACUUUUCCAUCAUCACUUUGGCUGAAUAGAAUUGAAUCGCAUGUGUACACAAAUGUUGCCCUACCUUUUUUUGUAAAUAUCUUCCUUCAUAAAUCAUUUUAACACGCAUGAAACAUUUUGAUGAAGACCAUGAUAUACACGAAAGCCCUUGUACAUACACACCCUUCCCCAUGAGGUUUUUUCACCGUUGGACUAUCUCCUCCGCUAUGGACCCGGAACUGCUACCAGUAUGGUUCUCUCUCUCUCUCUCUCUCUCUCUCUCUCUCUCUCUCUCUCUCUCUCUCUCUCUCUCUCUCUCUCUCUCUCUCUCUCCCCUCUCUCUCUCUCUCUCUCUCUCUCUCUCUCUCUCUCUCUCUCUCUCUCUCUCUCUCUCUCUCUCUCUCUCUCUCUCUCUCUCUCUCUCUCUCUCUCUCUCUGGCUUUAGGCUCGAUGUGUAUCGUUGAGUUAUUGCAUCCCUUCUUAUUGUAUUGUAUUUAUUAGUCCGACUGUAUUGUGCAGGGUCAGCAUGGACCUGUGUGUAUGUGCGUGCGAUGCCAGUCUGGCAGUAACCGUGAUCGUAUUGCGUCAUGCAGUACUUGAAUGUGUAUUGAACAGCAUAA